AUGCCUAUCGACUUUCACCUCGGCCCCACUGAGGCCGGCAUUCGAACCGCCGCCGCAGGAUUCGCUCAGGGCGUCCUGAAGCCGGCCCGCGCCGAGUACGUCAAGUACACUGAGCAGCACAAGCGAUUCCAGGCCACCCAGCCGGCCUACGCGGCAGCCGUGCAGGGCGGCCUGCUCAAGGGCCAGGUCUCGCCAAAGUUUGGAGGUACAGCUGGCUCGCUGAUCGAGGCCGCCAUCAUGGUCGAGGAGUGCUAUUCCGUGGAGCCAUCGGCGGCCCUGACCAUUUUCGCGUCUGGCCUGGGCCUGACGCCAUUGAACCUUGCAGGUGACCCAGAGAAACAUGCCGAGUUCGUCGCACCAUUCCUCAAGCAAGAGGGAGCACCGAUGGCGUCGCUCGUCUUCAGCGAACCAGGUGGCGUUGCCAAUGCCCUGGAGAAGGGCGCGCCGGGUUUCCAGACCACCGCUCGGAAAGAAGGCGACGAGUGGGUGAUCAAUGGCGAGAAGCUCUGGGCCACCAACUGCGCUGGGUGGGACUUCAAGGGCUGUGAUCUCGCCUGUGUUGUGUGCCGCGAUGUGACCGAGCCGGAUAAGCACGACCCGAACAGCGACCCCAGGGACCACGUCAUGAUCAUUCUGGUUACACGGGCAGACCUAGACCGCUGCGGACCCGAUGCCUUCCAGGUCCUGCGACACGUCUCAACACCCGGCCACACCUCGGUCUCUGGGCCCCAUGUCAGGUACACCAACGUGCGCGUGCCGGCCAAGAACGUGCUCUGCCCACCGGGCCAGGGCGCCCAGGUUGCGUUCGGCUCCUUCGACGCCAGCGCCGUCCUCGUCGGCGCCAUGGGCGUGGGCCUCAUGCGCGCGGCCUUCGAUGCCGCGCUGGCCUUCGCCAAGCGCGACAACCGCAACGGCGCCGUGCCACUGCUGGAGCGGCAGGCCUUUGCGGACCUGCUGUCCGGGAUCAAGAUGCAGACCGAGGCGUGCCGCGCGCUGACCUGGAAGGCCGCGCACGCCAUGGAGAAAGGGCCCGGCGACUACAACGCUCGUCGGGAGCUGGCCCUUUCUGCCAAGAUCUUUUGCAGUGACUCUGCCGUCAAGGCGGUUGUCGAUGCGACUAAUGCUGUGGGAAUCACUGCGUACGAUUUGGAUCAGCCUUUUUCCGAACUUCUCAACAACGCUAUGGUCUUGCCCAUUUUUGAUGGAGGGAACGUUGGCAUUCGAAGGCGGCACAUGCAACAGCUGAUGCUGCUGCCAACCUAUGACGCUUGGGCGGCGACAUAUGGCACGCCAGAGUAA
Messenger RNA from Thyridium curvatum, 1299 nucleotides. RefSeq lists its product as uncharacterized. Lineage: Eukaryota; Fungi; Ascomycota; Sordariomycetes; Thyridiales; Thyridiaceae. Gene Ontology annotation, biological process: fatty acid beta-oxidation using acyl-CoA dehydrogenase; butyrate catabolic process. The coding region runs from base 1 to 1299 and encodes 432 amino acids. The record is from RefSeq and is a predicted model, not a curated record. The transcript is spliced from 2 exons. Gene Ontology annotation, molecular function: flavin adenine dinucleotide binding.